This is a messenger RNA of Stegostoma tigrinum, 8772 nucleotides long. RefSeq lists its product as uncharacterized. The transcript has 8 exons. The coding region runs from base 37 to 3579 and encodes 1180 amino acids. The record is from RefSeq and is a predicted model, not a curated record. NCBI's taxonomy places the organism in Eukaryota, Metazoa, Chordata, Chondrichthyes, Orectolobiformes, Stegostomatidae.
GGUAGAUGUCGGCGUCAGGUUCUGGGAGCCGGUGUAAUGGAAAGGUACGAGGCAGCCAUGGUGCUGGGAGCUCUUGGGAAUGCUAUCGGUUAUCACAAUUUUUGCAAUGAAUGCAACAAACCUGGAGUAAAAUUGACGGAAUCAGAUUUAUCAAGAGAAAUAGACAUAAUGAUUUCUGAACCAUUUCGAUGCCCGGCUCCAUUUGAUACUCUCAUGCACAUAGCAACUGCGGAAUCAUUAACCUCUGAAAGGGGUUCCGUCCAAGAACUGUGCAGCCAGGCAGCGAAGAGAUACCUCAUUACACUGCAUAGGUGUCAAAAAUGUCAUCCAAAAAUCGUAUCAGACGGAGCCCAAGUUCAGACAAAAAACUAUGCAUCCAAAGGAUACACUUCCUUCGGUAGAAAAGAACCUAAAUUUGGAGCAGCUGCAAGAACAAUGUGUAUUGGUAUGUGCUAUUCAAAGGCAGAGCAACUGAAUGACCUCCUCCAAGCCAGCAUUGAAUGUGGUCGAAUGACGCACAGUUAUCCAGCAGGCUUUCUAGGUGCUUUCUGUACAGCACUUUUUAUAUCAUACGCUGUUCAAGGGAAGCCUAUUGUUCAGUGGGGAUGGAGGAUGAUGGAAGUAAUGCCAACUGCGGAACAGUACUGUGAAAGGAAGAUGAAGCACUUUUCAGAUUAUCGUGAAAACUGGUUUUCUUUUGAAACUAGAUGGCAAUUUUACCUUCAGCUGAGGAAAAUUGAGAAGGAUGGCUGUGAUAAUGCAAUAUUUCCUCAAAAUUAUGAUAUUGAAGAACAAAACAAGCUGUAUAGACGCUGGCGUUCUGAAUCAAGUGGAUUGAAUAAAGGACUUGAAGCAACAUUGAUUGCUUAUGAUGCACUUUUGUUUGCUGGGAAUGAUUGGAGGAAGCUGUGUUAUUCUGCAAUGUUUCACUGGGGGGAAAGUGAUGCAACAGGUGCUAUUGCAGGUUCUCUAUAUGGAAUUCUCUAUGGAUUUGACAAUGUCCCUACGAGUCUUUACCAGAAUCUAGAAUUAAGAAGCCAUCUAGAACAGCUGGGGAGGCAGCUGUACCAGAUUGCUACUGCAGACAGGAUUUUGUGUCUCAGUGCAGAUCAUAGCCAAGGAAAUGAGUCUUUAGAUGUGCGUCCAAUUGCCAGGGAGUUUGUGAACAAGCGCAGGAGUGACGAAAUCAACAAUCUGAUCAAUUACAUAGCUCAGCAAGAAAAGGUAAAGAGUACAAACAACGAAGACUCUGUACGCCUGACGAAUGAUUUAGUUACUGCACAAGUCUCCAGAAAGGCAAAAGCACAUAAAACUGAGGAAAAACUUAGACCUACUAAAUUUCAGCUCCUGCAGUCGAGGUUUACAAAGAUUGGUUUUCGAAGUAAGCUGGAGAAACUACAGCCUCCCGAGCCUAAGGCGGUAGCAGUGUUAGAGCAAUCUAACAGCACUGCAGAUUCUCAGAGCACUGCGACUAAUGUUUCCACGGUGGGCAAAAGAAAUACCAAUGUUACUGAAGUGCAUUGCCCUACUGACUUGAAAGUUAAAGAAAAAUGUGAGCUUACAAAUAAUAAAAUGGAAGCUGGUGUUUUUGAAAGACCAAUUGCUGAAAGUAAUAUUGAAACUUUAAGUCCUGCAACAGCACAAGCCUAUGUUACUACUUCUAAAUUUCCCACAAUGGACAGCAGACAUACCAACUUUACUGAAAUGCAGACUUUUGAUUUGAAAGUUCAACAAAAAUGUGAACUUUCAGUUGGAAAAGUGAAACUUGCUACUCUUAGACAAUCAGAUGCAGAAAAUAAUACAACAGCUUUUUGUCCAAAUACAUUACAUCCAGCAGGGAUGCAAACACUACUUGCAAAGAAAUCAAAUGAUACGUGUUCAGACACUACCAAAAAAACUGAAGAUCAUAUACAACAGGAUUCUCAGAUUAAAAAUAAAGAAGGUAUUUUGAAUGAACCGGUUCUACAAAUGGUCACUGAAGUGUUGUAUCCAACUACACAAUUCCAAACUGGUGAUGAGACAAAAAAUAAAUCAACAAAAUCACCCAGGACCAGUAGUGAUGUUAAUGAAAAUGGUGUACAAACUGUGAAUUUUGCUGAAAAUAUAAACCAUAUAUUUUCUUUAGGAGAAGUAGUUACAAACUCUUCAUUAUGUAUUUCCAAAUUAAGUCUUUCUGAUACAACCACUAUCCAUGAAACCAACUCCCUGAUACCCAAAUAUACUCCACUGGGAGACAACAAGAAGCCUAAUAUUAUUAACCCUCCCCAUACUGUGACUAAUGCUCGAUUGCACAGUCCAAUACCAUGCAUUGAAGUCUCUUCAUCUAUGAAAAGUAGCAGAAAAGAAAAUCUAACUGAAACAAGGAAGGAAAAUAUAAAACAAACAAGAAAAUUACCACCCACAAACAUGCAAGCAUUAAAAGAAUUUUCAAAAAAAUCAGAACCUAUUUUCACAACUGAAAUUGUAACUUUGCCUUACAAUGAAACAGAUCAAGCAAAACAAUAUGAGGAUCAAAAUAAACAGAUGCCCAAUCUGUCUAAUGGCAUGAUUUUUGCAGUUAAGCAGCACAAUCUCAUGUUAAAGGAGGAACCUUCACAAAUACUAAAGGAAAAUGCUGAAAAACCAAUUUUACAGACUAAAAAUUUCAAACCAUUCAUCAGUUUGAGCCAAAAGCAAACUGUAGAAGGUGUUCAAAAAUCAGAGACUACUGUAUCUCCUAAAAUCCUAAUGCUGCCAGACAAUGAAUUACAAGAACUUAAAGAAGAUGAUGCUCAAAAUAAACACAAUUUAAAUAAUUCUAGAGAUUUAGUCAGCACUACUAAUCAGUUCAUAACUGUACUACAGAAACAACCUCAGCAAAUACAGAAGGGAAAUACUGAGAAAAUAGUUAGCUUACAAACAAGGAGGUCACAGUCAUUCACUAAUUUGUGUAAGAAGCAAAAACUGAAGAGAAUUCCACAAAAAUCAGAGUCUGAUAUUGUUCCUAAAACUCACAUCCUAUCAGAAAAUAAAUCAAAAGACAAGAAACAUGACGAUAAUCAGCACAAGCAUAUUCCGGACAAGUUUAAUGACUCAGUUAACUCAGCUGUGCAAGAGGAACAGUCUCAAGAAAUACUAAAGGAAGUUGCAGAGACAACAACAAUUUUACAAACUAAGCGCCCUGAGUCAUUCAUUGACUCAAAUGAAAAGCAAGAGCUGAAAGAAGUUCAGCAAAAACUACAAUCUGUUAUCACUGCUGAAAUCCUGACUGUUUCAUUCAAUGAUUUGCAUGAAAUAAAAGAUGAUUAUCAACACAAAGACUUAAAUGAUCAAUGUAGAGAUUCCAUCCAUGUAGCCAAACAGGGAGUGUUAAAGGAAUAUCUUCCUGCUGUUGAGCAAGCUACCAAAACUGAGAGUACUUCCUCAGCACAAAACAAUUAUCCAGGCGACACAUCUUAUAACAAAAGUAAACCAUGGAAAUACAAGGCAUAUAGUUAUGCUGACCCUUCAGUGGUUUCACAAUAUAAUCGUAGAGUAUUUGUGAAGGCCACUGAUGCAAUACAAUUUUCUUCACCACAAACAAGCUUUGAGUUUCCAUAAAUAUGGAAGACCAUUGGACAAAAGGUGAUAUAAUUUCUUGAAUGUGAAUGUCAAUUAGUAUUCUGGAGCAGUUGGUAUUCUAGUCAAGACAUUCAAUCUUAGAUUUUAAAUAGUAUUAAUAUAUCUUUUAAGCACCAUCAAUUGUUUGUAUUAAACGGGUUUUAUGAAUAACAGCUGAAUGCCACAGGCUUCAUUCCAAUGAUGCCAUUAAAAGAGCAUUGCUUUCAUAAGAAAAGAUUUGCCACAAAGUCACAAAUCUGCAAGAGAUAAAUUAGUCAGCCAUUUGCUCAUUGCAUUAAGAUAAAAAUUAUUACUCCUACACUUCUACUCCCUCUACAAUCAGUGAUUUGUCAAAUCAUUUUUCAUUAAAUUAUUGUCCUUUUAAGACAAACAUUUUUGUACUUAAUACUAAAUUGAUCAAAUUUAGAAAUUAACUACAAAAUGUGAUGGAACAAAAAUACAAAUUAUUUGGUUUUAUUGCUCAUACAAUACCUAUUGGAGGACAAAAGGCUUUUGUUGUAUUACAUUUGGAAAUUAACGUGUGCCAUUUUCAUCUACAGUGUGGCAAUAUAUUAAUUGCUUACUACUUUCUUCAUUUAAGAAGUAGUACAAAGCAUGUAAAAUUAUAAGCUGAAAUACUUUCAGCAUUCCACUAACAAGAAAUAUAGUUCUUAAUAUGGAAGAGACACAGACAUUAAAAAAGGGCAAGGUCAGAUCAAUCAUGAUCUUCUUGAAUGACUAAACAAAGCCAACAGCCUUCUCUGCUUGUAUUUAUUAAAUUCUAAGGUAUAAUAGUUGUCUUUUUUUAUACUGUGGUCAGUCACAGAUUAUUCCACACUUAAAUCCUGAUGCAGUCAAUUCAAGACUGUUUUUUUAUUCACUCAUGGGAUAUGGGCAUCGCUGGAAAGACCCACAUCUGUUGCUCAUCCCAAACUGCUCUUGCGAAGGUAAUGGUGAGCUGCGUUUUGAACUGCUAUAGUCCAUUUGGUGCUGUUAGGGAGGGAUUUACAGUGACAGUGACAGAACAGCAAUACAUUUCUAAUCUAGGAUGGCAAGUGGCUUGGAGAGGAACUUGAGGUGGUAAUGGUGUUUGAGUUGAUUGAAACUUAUAGAGGUCUGAGCAACAUGAGCUAAGGUGAGAUUUGUGGCAGAUUUGAACAAGAAGCCCAAUGAAAUGUUUCUUUUUGCAUCUUUUAUGCAUUUGCUGAGUGGUGAGACAUGUUUUUCACUAGACAGUAGCAUAUUGCCAAUAAAGCAGAAUUACAGCUUGUUAAAUGCCAUAUUAACACCAUAUCUGAACUUAUUAAUGUUUAACUUCACAUCUGACCAAAUGCACUGAACAAGUUAGACAUUGAAAAUUCCUGACAAUUCCAAAUGGGUAACUGUGAUUUCAACUCACUUCUUGUUCCAAAGGACCACCACAUUGGAUUCUAGGCACCAACAUCUUAGGGCAUUCAACAUGGAUACAGGCCACGUGCAUCUUUGGUCCAUAGAUGUUGGCAUCCAACAUGUGCUACCCUCUAAGAACCCUCUUGGCACAUCUUUGAUCCACUUACAGGAUGCUUCUGAACUUCAAUGCUGCACCAAUAACUAUCAUGUAAUGCUGAAACAAGGACACUGUGUGCUCAGAAACCCACCUGCAGCUCAUGGACUUGUCCAGGGCGCAUCUCUGGGCCCUUCACUUGCUGCCAUACUGCUCACUCACCCUGAACCUACCUGAAUUCUUGCAGCAUCCCUACCAUACAAUCUUGCAAUUUUGUGCAGACACAUGGUUAGGAAACUUGUUGUGGUUGUCAGCAGUCAUCACUAAAGUCAAGAGAAAUAGUAUUUAGACAGCGGUUCCUUGCAAUGUAAGACAAGGGCAGCUUCUGAUACUAGUCCAGUGGCUUGUACAUGGUCAGUCAGUUGCUUGGAACAGUCAGAAUAAGGAUGUUCUCCGCAUAAGAAGUGAGGAACUAAAUGUUGGGCAGCCUGCCGAUCAUAUUAAAUUAUUUUCCUCUUGGAAUGAGAGACGUAUUAUAGGAGAUGAAAGUGAUUGACACUGCUGUUACUUUUGAUGUAGGUGGGGCAAUCUUUCACAAAAGUAACUAGGUAGUAUAAAGGGCAAGUGGAGUUAGUGGUGUGGAGGGUUGGGAUGGGUGAGAGCAAGUAAGAAAGAUUUUGCAUGUGAAAGUAAAAAUGGUAGAGAAUGAGCUUUGGUUGGAGAUGGGUGCAGUAGCAAAGAUAGAAUGAGUGUAAGAUAUCAACAAGAAGAUGGUGGCAGAGCAGAGAAUGUCGUUAAGUUACUUCCUACAGUGCUGGAUAUUCCCCCAGGUGGCUGAAGCUCUACUGAUCCUGGUGGUAACCUUGUGCCAGACUGGCAGGGUUUAGUAUUGUGGCCUCCACUGCUGGUCUUGAGGGAAGAAAAGGUACUCUGCCUGCAAAGUGGGGUGCCAACAUCUCUUUGCCAGGUCCAGUUAUUUUGGCAAUGGCACAUGACAAAAUGGGGGAGAAUGGGAUGAGAGGGCUGUUACAGGGGCGACAUAAGUAGUUCAUGUGGUAUGUUUGAUAAGAUGCAACAAGGAAUCUCAUUGGGCCUCAUGGUGAGAAUCUCUCAAAAAAAUCAAAACAACUUGCAUUUAGCCAAAAAUGGAAAUUCAUCUCUAUGUAUUUGCAGCAUUUGUCCUUCUUGAUGGUAGUGGCUAUGAGUUUGGAUGUUGCAGUGCAUCUUGUAGACAGUAUACAGUGCUACUACUGAGCAUCGGUGAUGAAGGGAGCAAAUGCUUGUAGAUGAAUAAACAAUCAAGUGGGCUCCUUCGUCCUGGAUGGUGUCGAGUUUCUUGAGUAUUGUUGGAGUUGCACUCAUCCAGGCAGGUGGGGAAUAUUCCUUCACAUUCCUGACUUGUGCCUUGUAGAUGAUUGACAGGCUUAUUGCUGUCUCUCUUCCUCAAUGAAUGUCAUGUGCACUGCUUGCAAACUCAAAUUUCCUAACCGGCCUUUGCCUGAACUUUUAACCACAUAGCGCCUCUAUCAAAAGGGCAUCUACUUUCAUCUCUAUGACAUUACCCACUUGGUCUACCUUAGUCUAUCUGCUACUGAAAUCAUCAUCUAACCUUCAUCACUUCAAAAUUCAGUUCUUCCAAUGAGGUCCCAGCCACCUCAGCAAACACGAAGACAUCAAAAACCUUGCUACCUUUAUUCUAUUUGCAUAAAGCCCCCAUCACUAUCAUCCUUUAUGUUGAAUAAAAUGGGUGAAUAAAGAUAUUGAGGCUCGAGUCAAGACCAAAAAAAAAUCAACAGGGUUCAAAUUAAUCUCUUGAACAGUAUAAAGUGUGUUGGGACAUUCUUAAGAGAGAGAUCUGAAAGGCACACAGAAGAUACGAGAUAACCUUGGCAAAUAAGAUUUAAGGAUAAUUCAAAGAAAUUCUACAAACACAAUAAGAACGAGAAAGCAGCUAGAGCGCACAGGUCCCCUCAAAGAUCAAAGAGGUUUGUCUUUGUUUUGAGCCUCAGUAGAUGGGAGAGAUAUUAAAUAAUUUUUUUUCCAGUUUUUACUAUAAAAGAAAGAAAUGGAAGCUAGCAAACUCAAGGAUACAAAUAUUGAUGCUUUGAUAACAGUUGAUGUUACAAAAGACGAAGUGCUGGAGGUCUUAGAAAAUAUAAUGGUGGAUAAAUCUCUGGCAUCUGAUCUAGUGUAUCCCAGGGCUUUAUGAGAAGUGAGGGAGGAAAUUGUGGGGCCCCUUGCAGAAAUAUUUCUAUUAGCUACCAGUGAGGUGCUGGACGACUGGAGGGUGGCAAAUGUUGUGCCUUUGUUUAAGAAAGGAUGGAAGGAGAAGCCCGGGAGCUGUGAGUCUGACUUCAGUGGUGGGUAAGUUGUUGAAAGUGAUUCUGAAAGAUAGGAUUUAUAUGCUUUUGGAGAGGCAAGGAAUGAUUAUGGAUUGUCAGCAUGGUUUUGUGUGAGGGAAAUCAUAUCUCACAAUGUUGACUGAGUUUUUUGAAGAAGUAACUAAGUUUGAUGAGGGCAGAGCGAUAGACAUUGUUUAUUUAGGAGUUUGGCAAGGCCUUUGACAGGGUUACAUAUGGUAGACUACUUAGUAAAGUUAGAUCACAUGAUUCAUGGUGAGUUGCCAACUGGAUACAAAAUUGACUUAAUGGCAGGAGACAGAGAGCGAUGGUGCAGGGUUAUUUUUCAGAUUAGAGGCCAGUGACCAGCAGCGUUUCACAGGGAUCAGUGCAAGGGCCAUUUAUUUGUCAUUAAUAUAAAUAAUUUAGAUGAGAAUAUAGAAGGCAUGUUUAGUAAGUUUGUAGAAGACACAAAGAUCGGUGGUAUAGUGAACAGUGUAGAGGGUUAUUUAAGGUUACAAAGAGUAGCAAAUGGAGUUUAAUUUGGAUAAAUGCGAGGUAUUAUAUUGGGUAAAACAAAGGCAGACCUAUACAAUUAAAAGUAGGACCUUGGGUAAUGUCGUAGAAUAGACAGACCUAGGGGUUUAAGUACAUUUCAAAGUUUGCAUCACACGUAGACAGGGUGGUUAAGAAGGCAUUAAGCAUGGUUUCCUUCAUUGCUCAGACCUUUAAGUAUAGUAGUUGGGAUGUUACGUUGAGGUUAUACAGAACAUUGCUGAGGCAUCUUCUGGAAUAUUGUGUCCAGUUCUGGUUGCCCUGUUAUUGGAGGGAUAUUAUUAGGCUGGAAAGGGUUCAGAAGACAUUUACAAGAAUGUUGCCAAACGUGGACUGUUUGAGUUAUGUGAGGCUGGACUCACUAGGACGUUUUCACUGGAGCAUAGAAGGUUGAGCGGUGACUUUAUGGACAUUUAUAAAAUCACGAGGGAUGUAGGUAAGGUGAAUGGCAGGUUUCGUUUCCCCGGGGUGAGAGAUUUUGAAACCAGGGUGCAUAUCUGAGAGGAGAAAGAUUUAGAAAAAGACACAAGGGGCAAUUUUUUUCACACAGAAAGUGGUUCGUAAGUGGAAUGAAUUUCCAGAGGAAGUGGUGGAUGCGAUAAAAGUCUUUUAAAUGUGGUAAUUGUAAGCACAUGAAUGAGGAAUGUUUGGAGGGACAUGGGCCAAAUACUGGCAGGUGGGACUAGGUUAGUUUGGGAUUAUAGUCGGCAUGGAUUGGCUGGAUCGAAAGGUCUGUUUCCAUGCUGUAUGACAGUCUAACUCUAAAAUAAUGUAAAACUUUAUUUUAUACUCAGAUCAAUAUUUGGAAGAUCUACU